Pomacea canaliculata is the source of this 5383-nucleotide messenger RNA. Its product is annotated as calpain-9-like. Gene Ontology annotation, biological process: proteolysis. Lineage: Eukaryota; Metazoa; Mollusca; Gastropoda; Architaenioglossa; Ampullariidae. Bases 148 to 1818 code for a protein of 556 amino acids. The transcript has 12 exons. The record is from RefSeq and is a predicted model, not a curated record. Gene Ontology annotation, cellular component: cytoplasm. Gene Ontology annotation, molecular function: calcium-dependent cysteine-type endopeptidase activity.
CGCUGACGACGGUGUGUGUGGAAAUCCCGAGAGAAAUACUGUAGUCAUCCAAGUUUUUCUUUAUCUGGGAUGAGACAGGAAGCUGCUCACGGAAGAGAAGUACACGUCCUAGCAUGGAUUCUGCAAACUUAAAGGAUUUCUUAUGACAUGGGUUGCGGAAGUAGUUCGCAGUCUGAAGCAGAACCACAGAAGCCGAGGCUCCUUGUCGAGCGCGCAGAGUCUGUUGAUCGUCAUGGAAAUGGCAGCGUACCUUCUGCAAGGAAAAAUGGCGGUAUUGUCAACAAUAAUGUCCCAAAAACAGCACUAACACACCUACGAGCAGUCGAGGAUGAAGAGUUACACAUUUCCAAUCCAGAUGAUGUUCAGCUAAUAUUGGACAACCUUCAAGACGGUGAGCUCUUCUGCGACCCAGACUUUACCCCAGGUUACUCAGCACUUUUCUGCACAGCUGGUCACAGUGAUGGUGGUAUCAUGUGGCUUAGACCUCAGGAGCUUCUAGAGGAAGGACAAAUUCCAGAAUUGAUGGUGGAUGGAGUGACACGAGAUGACAUAAAGCAGGGCAUUCUGGGAGAUUGCUGGUUUCUUUCUUCGUGUGCUGCAGUUUCACAAAAUGAGGCAUGCAUGAGGAAGGUUCUACCCAGUAAUCAAAAAUUGUGUGGUGAGAACUAUAAGGGUGUUGUGUGCUUUAAUUUUUGGCGGUUUGGAGAGUGGCGCCCAGUGCAUAUUGAUGACCGUCUACCAUGUAUAGACAAGAAGCUCAUUUAUGGACAUAGCAGUGACCCCAGAGAGUAUUGGGUAGCACUUAUCGAGAAAGCUUAUGCAAAGCUUCAUGGAAGUUAUGAGGCUGUUGAAGGUGGUAUAACAAUGGAUGCCCUGGUAGACUUGACUGGAGGCUUAGCAGAGCGAUAUGAUGUCAAAGAAUAUGACCCUACCAUAUAUCAUCUUAUUCUUCAUGCUCAUAGAUCUGGUGCUUUCAUUGCCUGUGCCAAAAAGGGUGAUUGGAGAACCAGCAUGAAUGCUGAGGGAAAUGGACUAGUACCUGGACAUGCCUACACUGUCACAGGUGUUACAAAGAUUCAACAUGAGAUGGGAGAAGAAAAGUUGCUGCGCUUACGGAAUCCAUGGGGAGACUCGACCGAGUGGAGAGGGUCGUGGAGUGAUAACGAUGUUAACUGGCAGUGGGUGGAUGAGGCAACAAAGCAGAAGAUUCAGGUGGACUCCCGUGAUGAUGGAGAGUUUUGGAUAGCAUUCCGGGACUUUUGCCACCAUUUUCAGGAAGUGACCAUCUGUUUGUUGGGUCCAGACUUUGAUGGCGAUGGUGUUUCUGAUGCUGUGGGUCACAUGGAGACCAUUAUUGGGGAAUGGGUGAUUGGAGAGUCUGCUGGAGGUUCAAGAAACAACUUGGAGAUGUUUGCCACUAACCCUCAGUUUCUGCUCACUCUGCGUGAAGCAGACAAGUUCAACUUCGAAACUGAUGAUGCAGAAUUUGAAGGCAAAUGCAUCAUUGUUAUAUCCCUCAUGCAAGAAAUAAAGCAAACAUUGCGUCGAUCCAGACCCAAGAGUCUGCAAAUUGGUUUCAGCAUCUACAAGACAAAUACACCAGAGAGGAAACUGCCAUCUCGACACUUCCGAUACAACCCAGAUUGUGGAAAAAAUGGUGUAUACAUCAAUUUUCGUGAAGUCAGUGGGCGAUUUGAGCUGGAACCUGGAACCUACAUCAUUAUUCCAUCCACAUUUCACCCCAACUAUGCUGCAACUUUCAUGCUCAGGGUGUUUGGAGAAAAACCCUUCUCACUUUCAGGACCUCUGCCACCCUGAAGUCAUCAUCAAAGCUGGAAGCUGAAAAGAAUUUGCUUUGCACAAAUGUAGUCUCCUUCAAAUAGGCUUUGGUAUUUGAGACAGUGAUAUCAUUAAUUCUUCUUGGAAAUACUGGAAAGAAAAUCUAUAAAUUUUAUCUAAUGGUAUGACCACUUUAGUAUUACCUUCUCUUGCCAACCAGUGGCAUUUAGAUACAAACUGCUGAGCGCCAACCGCCCCACCUCCGCCCACCAAACUUAGUAUUCAGCAAGUCUCCUGAAGAAGUGACUGCUCAGAUUAUUUUCUAAAAUUCUGACAAGUGUUGAAGAUUGUGAAAGUUGUUUUCUAAUUUUCUGUGAUAAUCCUUUUUUUCCUUUUUGCAUUAUGUAAUAUAUAAUAUUACCAGUUGUUCAUGUUGAAUGAUUAUGGUGGUGGGUAUAAAUAAGCAUUCUUGUGAUAACAUUUGUUGAAUGGUGCAAGUUUUAUUAAAUGGACAGCUAGUCUUUUGUUAUGAAGAUGUUAAUUGUUGACUGACUAUGUGCAAUGUCAGUUUCUGUCAGCCAAAGUGAAAUCAAGAAACUAUUUUCAUAACUGACGACAGUGUGAAAUGUGCACCAAUAUUUUACAUGGUACUUAUAAACCCUUUGACAUAUCCUUAACUCAACAUUUCAAAUUCUGUACUGUAAUUGUGUACUUUUCACUACAUGUAUAGUGUAUGAUGUCAGGGACGAUUGUGAUUCUCAUUGUAUUUUCUUUUUGCAUGCAGGUCACAAUACUACAGCUAUUUUUUUUUUACAUAAAUAACAAUACUUUAGGAUUAAUAUUAUUGAUAAUGCACCAGAUAAUAAAAACUUCCUUAAAACAAAAGAAAAAGUAAGCAGUAUUUCUGCAUAAAUUAUAAAAUGUGAUCAAAUUUGAAAAAAAAAUACAAAAAUAUCUUGAUAUAAAAUAUUUCACUGCUGAAAUUUAGAAUUACCAAACUGCUUUCCAGACUUACAGCAUUCCUGAUCCCCUCUCAGAAAUGAAAUUGUUCUGAAAUUGGCAAAGUACGCAGAUAAGCUGAAUAGUUUCUUUUGUCGCUUUGACUGCCAUGAUUUUAGAUGAUAGAAAUAAGCUGAAAGGUUCUUAUUAGUGUUUCAAAAGAUGAAAGUGGAGAGGGGGAUUUAAUGUCUUUUCAGAAGAGUAGGUGUGCUGACAACUUCUUAAAAUGCGCACUCAAAAGGUAUCUGGUCCUGGCAAAGUAGAACCUGCUAUCCCAAGGAACUGUGCUGACCAACUCGCCAAAAUUUUAUGUAGUAUUUUCAAGUUGUUUCUUUCGAGCUUUAGAUUCACAAACCCUAACCCUUACGCUUGAAAACUUCCUGCAUAGUGCCAGUUCCAAAGAAAAUCCUGAUGUUAGAAUUAAAUGAUUUACCCCCUUGUUGCAUUAACCUCUGCUGUAAUGAAAGUUUUUGAAAAGCUUGUACCCAAACGCUUUCUAGUCCUGGUUCAGAACGCAUUAGGACUACAACAGUUUGCCUAUAGAACUAAAUGUAGUGUAGUGUUUCAUGUCUUAAAUAGAAUUUACCCACAUCUGGAGAACCCAAACACCUGUAUUUGUCUAAUGUUCUUUUACUUUUCCAAUGCUUUCAAUACAGUGCAAUGUCAUUUGCUUGUUCAAAAACUAAUUUGGAUGAAUGUUGAUACCAGAACUUCUCCAUGGAUCUUAGACUAUCUGACCAACAGACCUCAGUUUAGAAGAAUUUCUAGAGAUGUCAUUUCUGAUACUCUGUACAGUGUACACCAAUACUGAUGCUCCACAAGGGACUGUACUGUCUCCUUUUAUGUUUGCCCUGUACUCAGGAACAAAAACUGCCCUGUAAUUAAAUUUGCAAACGACACCGGACUUGCAGGACUGAUUUCCAAUGAUGAGGACUCCUACUACAGACAGGAGAUUGAACAUUUUCUACAUGGUGUGAUGACAGUUAUUUCGGGUUAAACGUUCAGAAAACAAAAGAAAUUAUUGUAGAUUUCAGGAAAGAUGGCUGAUUUUGAUGACAUACUCAUUACUCUGUACUUGAAAAGGUGAGCAAGAUAAAAUGCCACCUUCCAAAUGAAAGAUGUUUUUGAAAAAAAAAUUAAUGCAUAAAAAUAAUCUAGAUAAUGUGUGCUGUUUUCAUGCAGUAGUUAAUUGUAAAGAAACAUUAACUUGUAGAACACGUUCACUGGCAAAUACCUCACUUGUGGCAAAUGUAUCACUUUUUGCCACAUCAUUGUUGGUUAGCAGUUUUACUAGUUUUAGAAUUGUAACAGUGAAAUCUAAAUCAAAUGUUCUUGAAGAAAAAACUAUUCAUCUGUAUAGAACUUGAAUCCUGGGUAUGUGUUUAAAAAUUUUAUUAUUGUCUUAAAAAGUGUAACAGUUUUUCUUGUGUUUACAGGUUUUUGCAUGCUGACAAACUGUAUUAGUAGAUGGAAUCAAAUCAACCUGAUCUAUGUAAAUAGCUAUUGACACUUCGCAUGUUUGCAAAUUUGAAGUUUUUGUGAUUUAAAGUAGUCUAUUUUUAUCAGAGGAUGCUACAUUUUGUUUCUUUUUUGACUAAGUUGUGCAGAGUCUAAAGUUAUUUGCUUAUGGUUUUCUUUGCUAUGUACUUCAGAACUGAAAUGUAAUGGCAGCUACAGGUAACAUCCUCAAACACAAUCGUAAGACAUGACAAUAUUUUUCAUUUCCUUGAAUAUUUACACAUCAAAGAUUUUGUUGUUUCCAUAUUUGCAUCUUAUCUAUAGGAUUUGACUUUAAAAAAAUGUUUUUCCUGAACAAAGUUGCAGGUGUUCUACAACUUAAGCAUGCCUACACUGUGAUGUAUUUUUCUGUGUUGUAAUCAGGCAUCCACUUAGCGGUAAAAACGUCUCAUUGCAUCUGUAAUACGCACACAUUCUGCAUGUGGCACCUGUUUACAGGACUAUAGCUUGCUGUUAUGUAGUCUUAGUUAUUGAUAGCAAACUCUUUCUUCAUCCUCUCCUAUUUAUGGCGAGAAACACCGGAUGGUGUCCUAUAAAAUACCUGUAGUCUAUUGAUGUAUUGUCAACCUUGAUGAAGAUAUUGAGAGUUUGAUACUAAUUGGAAUAUGAGCUGUUCCACAUUUUGACCAACAUGCAAGUGUACAUAGAAAGUGUCAGAUGUAUUUGGAACAUGAUCAAGAAAUUUUUUUUUUGUCAGACGAUGUUUCUGCAACAAAUGAAUUUGAAUUACCCUUUUGGUAAGUGACAUAAAAAAGUGUGUUGCCAUGCUUUGGUAAAAAGUCCAGUGUACAGUCAAAAAAUGGUAUGAUGAUAUGCUAUAAAAUGAGACUGAGGCUGUGUUUUCUUGGACCUUGCAAGUUUAUCAACUUCUCAAAAUUUCUUUGCACAAAACAACCCUGGUGUCUUGGGUAGUAGAGCUUCAAGAAUUCAGUCUGGUUUAUUUAUGUAGGUUUCAACAAUAUUUUGGCCUAUAGGUCGUGAAAAGUAAAACCACAACAGCUUGUACACAACUAGUAAACUGAUUAAAUAAUUGCAAAUAGUUAAGACCAAAGUCCAUAAUAAAGUAAAUAAACAUGUUUUGAACAAA